Aspergillus bombycis is the source of this 822-nucleotide messenger RNA. RefSeq lists its product as uncharacterized. Bases 1 to 822 code for a protein of 273 amino acids. The transcript is spliced from 2 exons. Lineage: Eukaryota; Fungi; Ascomycota; Eurotiomycetes; Eurotiales; Aspergillaceae. The record is from RefSeq and is a predicted model, not a curated record.
AUGGCGGACCCUUGGGAAACGAGGUCGACGUUCCGACCAUGUCUGCUUCUAUUAGCGAUAUUAUCAACAAUGCUACAACCGGGCCUCGCCCAGAUCUGUUCUUUCUGGGAUGGUGGAUGUGUUGAUCCCUACGCCCAGACGGCAAUUUCCUUCGACUUUUCUCCUCUCUUCUUGGACGAUCUUACACUAUAUUAUGCAUACGACGCCAACUCUCGAGGUAAAGGUAACGAACCUAUGACUAAAGCUAGUUUUUGGAUGGGCUAUGCAGCACAUCAUGUCGACAGUUCAGCCAUCGACACAAAUCGCACGUUGGAGGUUGGCUUGCGUGUGGGAAACCUGACAGGGACCCCUUCCGGGGGGACUAAUGGAUGUGACGGUGUCUGGGGACCGCAAUGCUCGAUAAACCUCAAGGAGACGUUAAAAGAAGCUAUCUAUCAACUCUCCGCCAAGGGAGAAUAUUACACCUUUCCCCUGGACACUGUGUUGCACGAAAUGCUCGUCAACCCGCCCUCUCUUCCGAACUGUCCACCGCCUUUCUUCGAUGUCCAGAGAAUUCCUGUUAAGCCGUUCGCCUCGGAGACGGUAAACGACAAGGUCGCCACGAUGUCAACUCCUGGCUCAAGCGAUGACCCCUGGAAGACAUGGUAUAUCGAUAAUAUGACCGCGAAACAACAAGCAGACCAAGUUGCCGUCGCCAUCAUCAGCCGAAGCCCGUCGUACGACAGCCCACCCCUGAAGAGCAAAAGCGAUGUUCAAAUAGAACUGGUGUGUCUUCAGGCUCCUUCAACUGGAAGUUCGUCAUCAAACCAAGAUUCCACAUAG